Messenger RNA from Helicoverpa zea (corn earworm), 1256 nucleotides. RefSeq lists its product as uncharacterized. Lineage: Eukaryota; Metazoa; Arthropoda; Insecta; Lepidoptera; Noctuidae. The transcript has 3 exons. Bases 78 to 1130 code for a protein of 350 amino acids. The record is from RefSeq and is a predicted model, not a curated record.
UGUAACAUCAUUCCUUUUUCGUGCGCCGCAACAGACGGACGUCUUUUUUCAAAAGUAUUUUCUAUAAGUUCGUUAUCAUGCCGAAACGUAAAGUGGAAGACAAGAUCGAAAGAUACAAGGAAAAAAUAAGAAAAUUAGAGGGAAAACGUCGUCGUAUUCGCGCUGUUUCCUCAUCAGAUUCGGAACAAAAUACAAGUCCGAGAGAACUGGAGAAUCCGAACGACGAAGUGAUCGACUGCGAACCAGAUGCGCCAAUGGACCCACCGAGCGACGCGGCGCCGGCCUCCGAGGCCCCCACCGACUUGCCUCUCGCAGAAGCUGAACCAGCGCCGCUCGCAGUUCCGGACCUGGACCCGAAUAUUCUAGCGGCACUAGGCGAGAUUACGGAUGAAAACCCGGAGUUUGGCGUAAAAAUUCACGAGAAUCUCGCAAAAUUAUGGCUGCCUUUAUUGAAGAAAGGCAUGACUAAGGAGUGUAGAGAGGCGCUUAUGGCGAAUUAUCCUAUCCCGGAAAAUUGCUCUUUACUUCAAGCGCCAGCACUGAACCUCGAAGUUUCAGCGGCUAUACCAGAGUCUAGUAGAUUCCGAGAUAAGAAAAUGACCGCUACCCAACAACAGCUGGGAGUAGGCAUUACUGCAAUUAACCGAGGGUUACACUUGCUGGUUAAUAGUGACAGCAGAAUAGAGGCUAUCAAGUAUAUCAGUGACGGAUGCCGUAUUCUAUCCGAUCUGCAUCACCAAAAUACAGAGGCUAGAGUUAAAUUCAUAACUCCCUGCCUGGACAAAUCCUUUUUACAAUUCCUCGAUCGCUCCGAACGGGACAGUACUCUGUUCGGCAACGACCUUUCGGAAAAAAUAAAGGCCUCAAAGGCUAUUGUAAAACAGGGUGAUCUAAUCAAAAAACCUUCGCCUGCUUCAAAGCCUUCAGCUUCCAGGAUACAGCCCACGGUUCCACGGUCCAGCUACCAGGGAAACUGGUCGGGACCUUCUCGCUCCCAGUCAAACAGGGGAGGGGGGCGAGGAGGUCAGAAUCGGAUCAACUACCGAACUCCCCCGACGACAUCGGCAGCGGCAACGACCAGUCGGGCCAGGUACAGCCACAAGCCACGUGCUUCAACACGACGUCGAUAACCGAGGAACAUAUACCACCCACUACACAGUCAACUUACGCUGGCUGCAGCGAUACUCUCCGGCAGUCGUUCCUCGGACGUAAUAUCCCCAUAGAAUCGAUAGAUCUCAUGCUAGCAUCGCUCUCUG